Zea mays is the source of this 1778-nucleotide messenger RNA. RefSeq names its product oxysterol-binding protein-related protein 3C. The record is from RefSeq and is a predicted model, not a curated record. Gene Ontology annotation, molecular function: sterol binding. The transcript has 8 exons. Lineage: Eukaryota; Viridiplantae; Streptophyta; Magnoliopsida; Poales; Poaceae. Bases 948 to 1778 code for a protein of 276 amino acids. Gene Ontology annotation, cellular component: membrane; cytosol.
GAAUCGGAGAGACACAAACUAUUCUUAGACUCCUUAGUGUCGUUCUCCAUUCUACUCCUGUAAGAAUGCAUAUCAAGUAACAAAGUUACUUGGUUAUUCUUUAUAUUUUGGUGUAUGGAGUAUUAGUUUUAUUUUCGAGGAUAGAAAACAUGGGGGCUAGAACUGAACAUUGAUGGUAAGUACCAAGUAUGUGAAGAAUGUAGACCUCCUAAUUAGUUUCUAAUAUAUUUAUUUGACUUUGGGCUGGGUAUGGAAAAUGGGAAGAAUAUAAAGCUGAUUAGUAACAUCUAGCUACUUCAAAUGAUGAGUUUCCCUUUGAAAUUCUCCAUUCUUAACUUGUUUCUCUUAUAGAUUGCAUGAUUAUGUGUUGGUUAUUAGUAGAUAAAUAAAAAACAUAGUUUUGACAUUUUUUGUUCCUUUGAUAUCUCAAAUCGGCCAAACAAACUAGAAGUGCUGGCAGGAAAAGAUUGGUAUGUUUAUGCUACCAUAUUAAGACGUUUUUAUUUUCUAGGUUUUUUUGAACUUGCAUGGUACCAUCUAUUUUUCAGAUUUUGCAAUAUAAUUAUCAGUGAAGAUUCGUGUAGUUCUCUUAUAAUGCUAUAUAAUUACCACAAUACAGUGCACUCAGUUUAUUAUUUCUUGAUGAAAAGUGAGUGAUAUAGCCACUUUAUUUGGAGGUUUUUACCCAAGAUAUCAUGUACCUGAAAUACUAAGAUAGUAUGAAUCAAUACAUGGAUAUUGAAGGCUAUACUCUGAAAUGCAAUCUCACUACAUAAUUGACUCAUGAAAAAUCUGUUUUCUUAUUACAUGAUUCUGUUUAGUAGAAUCUAUGGUUUUAAGGUCGUAGUAGUUUUACGAUCGUAUACUUGAAGUUCUGGUCUGAUUCAGGAUCACUAUUUUAACAACCUUGUGUGGUUAAUUUGCAGGAUCGUGAUAACUAUUGGAAGAUGAUGCACAAGUACAUAGGUUCAGAUGUUACAUCACUUGUGACACUUCCAGUCAUAAUUUUUGAGCCAAUGACAAUGCUUCAGAAAAUGGCUGAGUUGAUGGAAUACUGUGAGUUGUUAGACAAAGCAGAUGAAUGUGAGGAUCCAUACAUGCGUAUGGUUUAUGCUUCUACAUGGGCUGUUUCGGUAUACUUCGCAUAUCAGCGCACAUGGAAGCCUUUUAAUCCGAUCCUUGGAGAGACUUAUGAGAUGGUUAACCACCAGGGCAUUACAUUUCUUGCCGAGCAGGUAAGCCAUCAUCCCCCAAUGGGUGUUGCUCACUGUGAGAAUGAGCAUUUUACUUAUGAUAUCACGUCUAAGGUGAAGUCAAAGUUCUUGGGAAAUUCAUUGGAAAUCUAUCCAGUUGGAAGGACUAGAGUGACACUUAAAAAAUCUGGUGUCGUGUUGGAUUUGGUGCCACCACUAACAAAGGUUAACAACCCGAUAUUUGGGCGUACUUGGGUUGAUUCUCCUGGAGAGAUGGUUAUGACAAACCUGACAUUCAGAGACAAAGUUGUGUUAUAUUUCCAACCAUGUGGCUGGUUCGGCGUUGACAAACCUGACAACCGAACAAGCAGGUCUGCAGCGGCCCUGACGGCGUCAGCACUAGGAAUGUCGGGCAGCACUGUAGCACCUCCGCGACGCGGUCGUGGUCCAUGGCCGCGCAGCUCCGGGAAGUGGCUCACGCACUGCCUGUCUAGCGGGAGCUACUCUAGCUUCCGGACACCAACUCCAGCGCCCCUGUAUGGAACAAGUCCACCCUCACUGUCUGACAGCGAGGUGAGAAUCUGA